Molecule: messenger RNA, 9579 nt
Organism: Alosa alosa (allis shad)
Lineage: Eukaryota; Metazoa; Chordata; Actinopteri; Clupeiformes; Clupeidae
Gene: rp1
Product: oxygen-regulated protein 1
Exons: 5
Coding region: 105-8471 (2788 amino acids)
Biological process (GO): photoreceptor cell development; retina development in camera-type eye; intracellular signal transduction
Cellular component (GO): axoneme
Source: RefSeq, a predicted model, not a curated record
GAUCAGCUUUUCACUAGCUUGGCUAUGGGAGUCAGCCGUGCUAUUUAACCUUUUUCAAAGGAAAGGCCUUCUUCAAAAUGUGAUAUCAGCACCGCACCAGCAACAUGAGCGUCACUCCCCACCCUGACCUGCUCCAUGCGGGUCUGUCCCCGGGGAGCGUGCAGACGCUGGCCUCCCGGGCUCGGCCUCCUCCUACCUCCAACCCCAUCACCUCAAAACGGGUCUGCUUCUAUAAGAGCGGAGACCCUCAGUUUGGUGGCCUGCGCAUGGUCAUCAACGGACGCACAUUUAAAACCUACGAUGCCCUCCUGGAUGCCCUCUCCAAAAAAGUGCCUCUGCCAUUUGGGGUGCGCACCAUUACCACACCAAGGGGAACCAACUCCAUUCGUGCCUUGGAGGAAUUUCAGGAUGGGGGGUCCUAUGUGUGCUCUGACCAGAAGCGAAUCAAACCUCUGAACCUUGAGCAGGCCAACCGGAGACAGGUCCCCUGGAAUACGACCAGACCCAUCAGUGCUAAACGCAGAGGGAACCUCAGACAAAUACCUAGAAGAGCUGAUUUUGGCAGCAGGGCCGAAAGAAUGAUUGAUAGAAAUGUCACAGUGCGGACACCAAAAAGACUAGUGGUUUACAAGAAUAGGGACCCCACUGUGAAACGCAUAGUGGUCUUGCAAAGGAAGACUGCCCCAACUUUUGAUGCACUUUUGGAUUAUCUUUGUCAGGUUAUGCAGUUUCCAGUUGUGAAGCUGUUCACUCCAGACGGGAGACGGGUGGAGGGCCUUGCCGGCCUUAUACUGUGCUCCGGUGUUGUUGUUGCUGCUGGCAACGAGCCCUUCAGGCUCUUGAACUUCAACUUCCAAGGAGGUCCACCACCGCCAACGACACAGUCAGGCUUUCUGAUGGAUCAGAUCAGAGCCCCGCCUCAAAUAUAUAAAAAGAAAUCUCCAACCAGCAGCACAAGAUCAAGGAAAUUCUCAUUGUCAUCUGAGAGAUACUUUGUGAAUCAGAUCAAGAAGUCCCUCAGUGAAAGUUUGUCUGAGCAUGAAAGUCACCACUCCGGAUCUCUGGAGACCGAGCUGAACCAACCCUCAGAAUCUGUUGACAUGGAACCCUGUGUUGGCAAGGCAGGUGUCACUGGAAAGGAUUGUCCCAUAAUGCCAACAGAGGAUGACAUAGAGAAAUCCUUCCGCGUGAACCAGGACGGUAGUAUGACCGUUGAAAUGAAAGUACGGCUCACAAUAAAACAGGAGGAGAUGAUACACUGGACUACUACGCUAAGCCGCACAAGCGUCUCCUGCCAACAGACCAAAAUGCAUGCCACGCAGCCCGUAUCAGGUCCCAACUCUCCAGACGUCAACAAUGACUCCUCCAGAAAUGGAGGCCACAGCGCACAGCACACCUCAUCUGGGAGGACAGUCGCCUUCAAGGAGCAAGAAGGAGGCCACUGCAACAGUGCUUUGGCUGAGACUUCCAGGAACCUCAAGCACAGUAAGCGGACCCCAACACCAGGGCCAAGACGCGUGAAAAGUAACAACGCAUCAGUGGAGAACAUAACCACAGUAACAGAGACAGAGGUUCAAGAAAGCACUGUGGGAACAUACUCUUACAUGGAGCGCACAUCAGAGGGAGAGGUCACUGAAGGGUACUGUGUGGUCAGAAGUAGCAGCACGAGUAACAUCAGACCAGUACCAAAACCCAGAAAAACAGGAUCUGCAGAGGCCAAGCAAAGCACACUACAUUCCUCACUAAGGGCUUCAGGUGUGUCAGAGGUCCUCCAGAUUCAAAAAAGUGGUCUUGACGUCACAGAGACUUUUAUGCACAUAUAUGAGCCCCAGCCACCGGGUAGCUAUGACAACUACCUCGCAAAUCCUCAGCAUGUUGCACAAAAGAGACCCAGUCAUAGUGCACCAGUGGCACAUAGUAAGCCAGGUUCCACAGACUCAGGGCCUUGUUCAUCGAAUAAUGACUGUGAUGUAGAUCUUACAAGACUGUCAUCAACAUCAGAUUCUAAUAAUGGGAAGAAAGAUGAGAUGUUCUCUCUGUCAUCAGAAAGCAUGGCCCCUCAACAAACGACUAGGACCAAAUUAGCAACAGGCAGGAGCACAGGACAAAAAUCCUCAUCUGCAAAUGAAGAUGCCACACAUAUAAGUCCUGGCAGUAAGAAAAAGAGAACACUCACAUCUAGAACACAUAAAAAUGCAUCUCCUUUGUCCUCUGGAUCAGACAAAAAGCAAAGAACUACACAGACAGAGUCCUCAAAGACUGUCAAAAGAACAAAUUCAUCUGACAACAUAGGAAAAACAGGAAGUUCACCAGAGAGUGCUCAAAGUAAAAAGACGGGCAGAGUAAAAAAGAGGGAGAAGGAUAAUAAUGGAGGUAAAGUCUCUGCCAGCAAAAGCAGCAUGUCGGCAUUAUCAGCAGAGCAAGGGCUAAUUUUAGAUGAGAGUGCAGUCAGAGACCUGGCUCAUAAUCUGAACAGUUCUGAGUCUGAGAAGCCUAAAAAACCCAAAAGGAAAAAUGUACAGGAUAUCUUAGUGUCACAUCAAGGUCACACCAAAAUGUCAACUCUAAAGCAAAAGUCCAUGAGUGAUGACAGGGUUAAAUCACCAAAACAAAACAGGGAAAUCAAUGAGAGUAUUUCAUUGCCUCGGUUAUGCUCCCCACCCUCUGUCCAACAGUAUGUGGAGACCUGGCUUCAACAAAUGCAACCAGACUCUGUUCCCUACUUGGAGGAGUUGAAUCUUACUGAGGCAGAGGCUGGAAAAGCUGCAUCAAAAGGGUCUUGGGAAAACAGUGCUUCAGAGAUAAUCAGUGAGGAAGAGGAGAAUUUGUCGGCAGAGGAUAAAUCUGAGGAAGGACAAGAACAACAACAACCUACUCAGAGCCAGCUGUGUGUUGACGAGCCAUACGGAAUGAGAGGCCUUUGUAGAUCGAUGCCAAGUGUCCGCGUUCACCCCGCUGAACAGGAUUGUCGAAACAAACUGCAUCAAUCAGCUGAAGUUCUCUUUCCACUCGACACACAGCCAUCAGAGGAUGUUGAGGCGAACUUAAAGGGAGGUAUGAAACCAGUGUUACAGCAGCUAUGCUCAUCUCUGCAGUCCAUAAGACGGGUUGUUAUCCCAAACCAGGCUGAUUCCUUGGCGAAAGCCCAGAGCCUUCCUGAUUUCUCUGUCCAGGUAGCUUCUGUUUUUGGUGCUUCCUCUGCUAAACUCCUCUCGUUCUUGUCUGUCAUGGCACUAAAGGACCGCUCUCAGAGCCAAGAGUCACUUGCACUGACGAGUAGGAAGGGCAGCUAUCCAGAGGCCCUAAAGGUGAUACAGUCUCUUGAAAAGCUGGCAAGUACGGAGGAUGAGGAGGAGCUGAGGGCCAGCCUCUCAGAUCUACGCAAGUCUACAUCGCCCACACUUCAGGAGAGCUGGAAAGAUUUCCGUGAGAAGUAUGACAUUGAUGAUAACCCCUUACUGUCACCAAAGAAUUCAGAGCAGGAAUUUAUAUUGGAGGUACAUUCACUGGCAAGUGAUCAAAACAAAGAUCAAGCAUUUGACAUUGAACAGCUGAUGGAAGAGCUUAGUAUGUCUGAGGAAUUGAGACAAGAGAUAUCCUCUCUAGCUGAGGGGGAAAUUACUUAUCAUGAUGCAACAGAAGUACAAACAGGGACCACUGACAAAACCUCAUAUCCAGAGACCACAUACACAAGCACAAUUAUUAGGGCCAAUGAUAUAGAGGACAGCGAAGUAGUCGAAGUUAUGUCUAUUGCUCAAAUGAAAGAAGGAGAUAGGGUUGAUCUCCAGUGCAAAGACCACACAUCACAGGAGGAAAGUGGAGGAAGCCCUCUAGAGGAAGAGUGCAGCAUAGCAAGGGAUUAUGAUACAACUAAAUCACCUGCAAGUAGCAGGAAAGGGACUUCACAUGUGGACAGUUCAGAGAGUGCGAAUAAGGAAGAAAUGAGUUAUUCUGAAGCCAUAGAAUUACCCUCAGAAUAUUGUGAAGAAUAUGUUCACUCCCCUAGAGAAAGCCCUUUAGAGGAAGGUGCAGAACUAAAAGAGGAGGACAUGUGUUCUCCAAAUAAGGCCAGCGAUGAGGAGGCAAAACGCCCAGAGUCUGUGAAUACACAAGCUUCUUCACCUCCUGCAAACUCACCUGAACAUGAGGCCAGUGAUAUGGCUAAAGAUUACUCUGUGCACAGUGUUUACUAUUCAGAACAGGAGGGUGUGGCUUCCACACACGGAGAAGGAAGCCCCACAAACAACAAUCCACACAGUUUGUCUGCUGAUGAUGAGGAAUGCAUCAGUGAAGGAGUACUCUCAAGCCACAACGCAGAGAGGAAAGCAAGGGUCAGAUCAGCUGAUGAGGAGGAUCGCAAUUCUCCAGAGGUCUUACCAAGCCAAAGUGAAGAGGGAGAUGAAGAGGUCAUUCCUCAUGAAAUAGAUUCUUCUUGUCAUCACAGUCAAGUGUCUGAAUCAAAGCUCAAGGAGUUUGUGCAGGAAGAAUCUGAGCACUGCAAUAGCCAGGACCUCGACAUGGAGAGUGUGGCCCAGAUAGAGGAAGCAGCUACCUCUGGCUCUGAUAAUUACACAAGCAUACAAAAAGACAACUCGAUGGACAAUUUACAAGUUUUAGAAAAUACAAACUCAGCUGAGAGCCUCAGUGUCAGUGGUUCAGAGAGGAAAUAUUUGAGUUCGGCAGAGAGUGCCAAGAGCCAGAAAACCAACAAAUCAAAGAGAGAAAGAAAGGGCAACAGAAGUGAAAUGUCUUCUGUUAGAAGUACCACAUCUACAAAUACUGGAACAAAGAGGGUCUUAUCAUCUACUGAGGCUCUCCAUUUGGGAGUGGCCACAUCCAGAGGCUCAACACCUAGAGGGCACAUUGCAGACUCCCAGGGACCUCUGCCCAAUGUGAGGAAGUCAAUGACACCAACCAAUCCAGGCCGAAUCAAAAAGGUUGCAACCAAGCCCAAAUCUCUGCAUGAAGAUAACCUGAACACCCCCAAAGAAAAUCUAUCUGGGAGCAUUUCAAUGCCUUUCCUCAGUGCCCCUCCUUCAGAUGUGCAUCAGUAUGUGGACAGUUGGCUUGAGAAGAUGCAGCCAGACACUGAUAUAGAGGGGACAACCUAUCUUGAGUCGGAGAGAAAGGCAGAGUUUCGCAUCGGCACUUCCUCAUCAGAGAGGUCUGAGGGAAUAAUGAGUGCGUCUGCACACUUCAGUCCUGAGGAAGAGGGGUUAUCUGCAGAUGAAAAUGCUGAUGAUAGACCACAAGAACUAUCUGGACCAGUCAUUCAGAUAAGAUGUGAUGGAGAGCUGGUUGAUGACAGCCCUCUAAGAAUGAGGAGCUUCUGUAGAUCGAUGCCGAGUGUUCGGAUCCAUCCUGCUGAUCAGGAGAGGCAGAUGAGAGCACACAAGUCCACUGAAGCUCUUUUCCCACUUGAGAGUGAGUCACCACAGGACACCGGGUCAAGCUUUAAGGGAGGUAUGAAGCCAAUGUUGCAGCAGCUGUGUGCCUCUAUGCAGUCCAUAAGACUGGCUGUUAGCCCUACGCGACAUCUCUCCUUGGAGAAAGCCCGCAGCCUCCCUGACUUCUCUGUCCAGGUGGCUUCUGUCUUUGGCGCUUCCUCUACUAAACUCCUCUCGUUCUUGUCCGUCAUGACACUGAAGGAUGGCUCCUCCGGCCGGGGAUCACAGCCUUCACUACACAGUGGGCAAAGCAGCAACAGUUCCGAGGGCCUAAACAGUGGGAAAAACAGCUGUCCUGAGGCCCUAAAGGUGAUGCAGUCUCUUGAAAAGCUGGCCAACACAGAGGACGAGGAAGAGCUCAGGAAUCACCAAAAAAAUGUGGAGCGAGAGUUUGCCCUAGAUGUCCAGUCAGAGGCAAGCGACCAAAACGAAGAUCAAGCAUUUGGUAUUGAACAGCUGAUGGAGGAGCUUAGUAUGUCUGAAGAACUGCGACAGGAAAUGUCUUCUCUUGUUGAGGGAGAGAUGACUUAUCAUGAUGCAGAAGAACCUCCCACAGGGACCCCUGAGGAAGGCUCACAACCAGAGACUGCAAACACUGUUAUUAAGGCUGAUGAUGUGGAGGAGAGGGAACAAGUGGAAGUUAUGCCUGUAGCAUAUACUGAUAAUGUAGAGAAGGCAGAUUCUAUGGAUGAAGAUAAUGUAGAGGAGCCCAGCAACAUUCAGACAAAGACAGUAAAGGCUUUCAAUUCAAUAGAAGAAGGAAGAAGUCUCAGUAAUGAAGAAGAGAGCAUCAAAUGUGAAGAAACAGGAUCCCGAACAGGAGAAUCAGAGGAUAUAGAUAAUGAACGGUUUCUCACACCCCUAACAGAGUCUGAGCCAAAAGACAUGGACAGAGACUCCGAGUCUUGGAAAGGUCAUGACACAGACCAUCAAUCAGAAGAAGCCAGAUAUGAAAGUGGUCAAGAAGAGUCUGUGCUGAAAGACAUAGACAGGGAGUCAGCGUCUUGGAAAGGUCAUGACACAGACCAUCAAUCAGAUGAAGCUAAAUAUGAAAGUGAUCAAGAGUCUGUGCCGAAAGACAUGGGAAGAGACUCCGAGUCUUGGAAAGGUCAUGACACAGACCAUCAAUCAGAAGAAGCCAGAUAUGAAAGUGGUCAAGAAGAGUCUGUGCCGAAAGACAUGGACAGAGACUCCGAGUCUUGGAAAGGUCAUGACACAGACCAUCAAUUAGAAGAAGCCAGAUAUGAAAGUGGUCAAGAAGAGUCUGUGCCGAAAGACAUGGACAGAGACUCCAAGUCUUGGAAAGGUCAUGACACAGACCAUCAAUCAGAAGAAGCCAGAUAUGAAAGUGGUCAAGAAGAGUCUGUGCCGAAAGACAUGGACAGAGACUCUGAGUCUUGGAAAGGUCAUGACACAGACCAUCAAUCAGAUGAAGCCAAAAGUGAAAGUGAUCAUGUGGACCUUGCUGCAGAAAAGGAGGGUCGCUGUGGGGAUAAGCAUGAUGAGGAGGAGGAGGGCCAUGUGCAACAGUCGGAUGACCUUGGGGAAGAGGAGGAGGGUCAUGUGCAGCAGUCGGAUGACCUUGGGGAAGAGGAGGAGGGUCAUGUGCAGCAGUCGGAUGACCUUGGGGAAGAGGAGGAGGGUCAUGUGCAGCAGUCGGACGACCUUGGGGAAGAUGAGGAUGGCACAGGCCUAGCAAAAGACAAAUGUAGCAAAAAACAAGCUGAUGAUUUAGCACAAGCAGAUGCUUUAGUGGAAGGACAGAAGGACUCACUUGAGGGUGUCGAUUCAUGCGAGAGUCACAAUGAUACUCAUAGUGAAAAUGGGCUCUAUCCUGAUGAGAAGGAGGAGGAGAAUGACCAACAGGGUUACCCUGGUGUUCUUCUCCCUGGGGAGUUAUCUCAGGAGCUGCUGGCGUUUGUUAAUAAAGCUCUACUCUCAUCGUCUCUGACUUUCACAUAUGACUCCAAUGGUAAUCUGAGAAUACAGCCUGAAGUAGGUGAAGCAAAGUCUAUUACAGAAAUGCUCGACGGCAAAAUGAACAUAGACAGUCAGUAUGGUCUGAAACGAUUGCCCAGCCCAAAUACCUCUGACUUGUCUGACUAUAGAUCUGACACAGCAGACAGUGGAGAGAAGUCACAGUUGUCUCUUGACAUUUCUACAGAUGUAGGAGAUGAGGAGCCUGAGAGGGUGUCCACUUCACAUGAUCAGAUAGAUCAAAACAGUGAAGAGUCAGAUGGCAAACUCAGUGCUAUAACUGAGAAUGGCUCCGCCACGUCUCCCUUAGGUCAAAAGUCAAAUGUUACCCCAAAAUCUGAUCUGAAAAGUGUGUUUAGCUUCAACUCUAAUCAGGACACUGCAUCAAUGGUCUCACACCAGGAUAACACAUACUUAUCAAGUUCAUUGAACGGAGAUUCAGAAUCUGUGCAGUGCUUGUCUUUUUACUCUCAAACAGAUCUCCGCGAAGGUGUGCUAAUUGACAAAGGCAGGUGGCUGCUGAAGGAAAACCACCUCAUCCGAACAUCACCUCCAUUGACCAUGGGAAUGUAUGACCAAGUGGACUCAUCUUCUGUUGACUCAGGUCAGGAUGAAGAUGUACCGUCCUCACAGUACCUCAACCAUCAGUCCCCGCUCGCUGUCAUAUCCUCAUCGGAGUUGGAGGAGAUGGCUAAGCCGUCAACCCCUAAAUGCACGUAUUUCACAAUACCACACAGUAGUGACUCAGACCCUUUCCUAAAUUACAAGAGCAGCAGCAAUGGCAGUGGUAGGCAUGGAGAAGUCACGAGGGGGAACAGGGUCUCCCCACAAGAGCAACCAGCAAAGACAUGGGCCAAGAAGAACAGCAGCUUCUCCUCGUUUGCCUCUGUGGAGUUCAAGCUUCCAGAUGGAAAGAUUCACCCACAAGGGGGAGCUGCCGUGGAGCGGCCGGCUCGGUCUCAGACCAUUGGAGGUAGAACUCUGCAGGAGGAGGACUCCACAGAGUCACUGCAGCUGCGCUGUGGCCAGAACUGCCCCAUACUAUGAAUAAAACAGACAUGGGCGACUCAGUGUGAGGCUCUGGGUCAGCUGCCUUGCAGUGUCAAAUUUGUGCUUUAUUUGCCACAUACCUCUGCAGGACAGAAACACCAUUUGUAGAAUUGUUUGGAAUGUUUGAGGUUGUCAAGGAUGCUCUACAAAUGUAUUCAGGUCAAGGUGAAAAUAACCACACCACAUUAGAAAUGGAUACUUGUGUGGACAUUUUAAAAGAGGAAUGUGUUGUUUAAACUGAUGGUGCCUGUGCUAGGAUUUGACAUUUUAAGAAUCCUUCAAAAUAUUUUGUGUGUGCUUGUAAGGAUUUUUUUCUUCUGCACAGCAAGAGAAGCCUGAUAUAUCCCAUGUUAAAGUACUUGAACGUAUUAUACAUCCGAAGUGGUAUUUCUUUUGAAAUAUAUAAGUCAAAUGUAGUCUGUUCUUGUUUAUAAAUACAGUGUUCAAGGGUAAUAUUAGUAUGCAAGUUACUAAACAGAUACACUUCAAGCAUGCUUACAUCAGGCUGUGGCACAGAUACAUUUUAUGUAUGAAAUAUAUAAUGUUAUUCCCUGAUUAUUCAUGUUUGGGGAUUUUUUUUUUCAAGCAAAACGAUGUCCUCCCCAGUCUUGCAACACAAAGGGGAAAGGUUUAUAAUAACCAAAUAGUUUUCUGUGGUUGCUAUUAUUUAUGCCUCACAUUGGUUGAUUGUUAAUGUCUUUUGUUGAAUAUCAGUAGUAGUAAGUCAGUGUAUAUCCAGAUAUCAUCAGGAGUCAACUAUGCUCAUGACAAACCUCUGACUGAUAACAUCUUGAGAUUUGGGGUCAUUAUGAAACCUAUUACACUGUUGGGGAUGUUAAAAGCUGUGGUGAUUUGCAAUGUACUUGUGCCAUCUUUUUGACUGAAUGCACAUCAUACAUCUAUGAAGCUAAGAUCAUGGAGCAUUGACUAAUAUUGUAAAAUCAUUUUUUAUCUGUGUUUCUCAGACAUUGCUCUGAUAUUUCCUUCUUAAGAUAGUGUUCUUCACAUCCAAUUCCAUAUUUGUAAUCAAUGCACAAUACAGUAAAGUGUAAGGGUAAAACAUAGUAUCCUGCAUUUUGUUUUCUAACAAAUAUGAAAUACAAAU